AUGGCGUCGCAUCGGUCGAGGUCUCCAUCGACCCCUUCAGAGGGUGAGAUCAUCGAAUCAGGCUCAGACACGAAGGCAACUACGUCGCAGACUUCUGUUAAUGGCAUCAACGUUGACCGUAAUACCAGAACCAGUACUUAUGCUCCGAGAUUCCCCGCCUUGCUUCCCAGAUCGUACCAUCGUGAUAUCUCGAGAUCGAGGUCGAGAUCCCGCUCCCCGUAUCGUGGAUCCAGGGCCGAGAAACGCAGCCGCAAUUUUGCUGAAGACUCUGGAAGGGGUGACCGAACGAUAUCAUCAAAACAUUUAGUUUCAAGAUAUGAUGAUAGAUAUCAUGAUGGAUAUAGCGCCAAACAGCGCCGGAAAGCGUAUCACGAUCUCGAUCGAGAUGACAGUUAUUACGAUUCUAGGAAACGGCCUAGGACUCGAAGCCGAUCUCCGAUCCGCGAUACUAGAAAGCCGAAGCAAUAUUCAGGUGAUGAACGAGAUAAUGAUAGUGGCAGAAUAUCCAGGGUCCGUGACCCGAAUGGUCAAUCUUACACUGGUGGCGGAAGGCAGGUUACUGAACAGUUAGUGAGCGAGAGGGGGAAGCCCCUAGGUGACGCUCGAAAAGAGAGACAACUGGCUGAAUCUCGAGGAAAUCAGAUGCGACAAUCUUCACCCACAGCUGUUACAUCGGGUAGAUCGGAUAUGUAUGUCACUCCUCCCGAAGACAGAACUAUUUCUAACGGCACAUCUAGUACGUCUGCUCCAAGCAAUGAUAAUGAAGCCAAUGAGCCCCCACCAGAGCCUGUCAAUGAGGCUACACUGAUUGAACAACGCAGAAAGCGCCGUGAAGCCAUCAAAGCUAAGUAUCGUAAUCAGUCUACACCUCUCCUCGUCAAGGCCCUGGAAGCUGGGAAUGAGAUAGACUCUACACCACAGAAUUCAGGUCAAUCCUCGUCUCGCAAUGACAAAGCAGAUUCCCGUCCAAAUACACCCUUAGAGACACCCGACGAUAUAUCCGGUGCUCCCUCUCCUACUGAUUUGAAAGUUUCGCGGGAUGAGGACCUUGCUAAUGCUAAUCCUGAAACUGCAAACGGUGUUGAUAAGGAGGAACCAUCCUCUUACGACUACGAUCCCACCCAGGACAUGCGCGAGGAUAAGAUGCGUCAUGACAAAAGGCAUUUUGGUGAAAAUAUCUCAUCUGGUGUUUAUGGUGAAACUAAAGUAGCAAAGCAAGACGUUCCCGUAUCGAACCCAAUCGUGGAAACCCCAGGGCAAAGCGAACCUAGAAACGUUUCAGAUAUAGAUAUGUUUGCGCCAGAUGAUGAUGAUAUGUUCGCUGAAGAGGUGCCUGUUGCCUCUAAAGCACCUGAAGCCAUUUCUAAACCAAGUAUACCACAGGAACUCGAUAUGAGUAUGAUGGACAACUGGGAUGACCCUGAAGGUUACUAUAAUGUCAUGCUGGGGGAGCUCGUAGAUGGGCGGUAUCAUGUGCAGCAAAAUUUGGGCAAGGGCAUGUUUUCUUCAGUGGUUCGUGCUACGGAUUCGAGAACAGGAAAGCUCGUCGCCAUUAAAAUCAUUCGCAAUAAUGAUACGAUGAGAAAGGCCGGGAUGAAAGAGAUAGAAUUACUAGAACAGCUUCUGGCAGCGGACCCAAAUGACAAGAAACACAUUAUCCGAUUUGAAAGGCAUUUCGACCAUAAAGGCCAUCUUUGCAUUGUCUUCGAGAAUCUUAGCAUGAAUCUUCGCGAGGUACUCAAGAAGUUCGGUCGUGAUGUUGGUAUCAAUCUCCGUGCUAUCCGCACAUACGCGCAUCAAAUGUUCCUAGGCCUCAGCCUGCUCCGCAAAUGCAAUAUCUUGCACGCAGAUCUAAAACCAGACAACCUUCUCGUCAACGAAAAUCGAAACCUUCUCAAGGUAUGCGAUCUCGGUUCCGCAUCUCCAGCAUCCGAGAACGAGAUAACCCCGUAUCUUGUCAGUCGCUUUUACCGCGCUCCCGAAAUUAUCCUUGGGAUCCCCUACGAUUACGCCAUUGACAUGUGGUCGAUUGGCUGUACCCUCUUUGAGCUGUACACAGGCAAGAUCCUCUUCACAGGCCGUACUAACAAUCAAAUGCUCCGCUCCAUAAUGGAAUGCCGCGGUAAAUUUCCACCCAAAUUCCUCCGUCGGGGCACCUUUACUUAUCUCCAUUUCGACGAGUUUUUGAACUUCCGCAGCGUGGAAGAGGAUAAGGUCACUGGCCGGAUGGUGACGAGAAUUGUGGACUUUAAGAAACCGACGAGAGAUUUGAAAACGAGGUUGAUGGGGAAAGGGUCGAAAGGGUUGAGUGAUUUGGAGAUAAAGGAGCUUACGCUUUUUACCGAUUUGUUGGAUCGGUGCCUGAACAUCAAUCCUGAGAAGAGGUGUACACCUUCGGAAGCACUGAAGCACCCGUUCAUCACUCGAAAUAAAGUUUGA
Molecule: messenger RNA, 2439 nt
Organism: Paracoccidioides brasiliensis Pb18
Product: CMGC/DYRK/PRP4 protein kinase
Exons: 2
Coding region: 1-2439 (812 amino acids)
Biological process (GO): peptidyl-threonine phosphorylation; peptidyl-serine phosphorylation; mRNA cis splicing, via spliceosome
Molecular function (GO): protein serine/threonine kinase activity; ATP binding
Source: RefSeq, a predicted model, not a curated record